AUCAACAUCAUAACCUCAACCUCUUUAAUUUUCUUAUUCCGAUUUCUGUCUUUGAUUCUGAGUAAAUAGUAAAUAACUAGAUGAAACGAUUCCAUAAACAUGAAUCUUGAUUAUGUUUGAGAUUUAAGACAUUAGCUUAGUUGAUGCUUUUAUUAUCAGACUUAUAGAAGAAUUAAACAUAGCUUGGGGAACAAUGGCCAAUUUAGGUGCAAAAGGUUUACUCUGCAUUAAUAGAUCAGCUUUCACAAUAACUGUUAGAUUUGCAAACAGAAUAAAUGUUCAGAAGCCAAGGCCACCUCAUUACGAAAGACAGAAAAUUGAGGCCCUUGUACGACCAAAGUACUUCCAGAAAGGUGAAAGAGAAUCUUGGUUUUUGCCGAUUGCAAAUCAAUGCCUCAAACAAGAAGAAGUUGCCCUCAGAAAGAAAACAGAUGAGGAUAAUCCUUAUGAACGGUUGCUUGCCAAAGAUUUGAGGAAUUGGUUCUUCAACUCCAAGUUGAUUGCAUUUUUUCAUGUGAAUCCAAUCAAAUUUGACCCGAGAUUCGAGGUAGAAGUGAGGCUGAGGAAAGAAAACAUGUACCUUAAACAUUAUGGGAAGCACACUGUAGCAAUGGCUGUGGAGGGAACUCAAUACUCGUCUGUUCUGCAAUUGUUCAACUCACACACCGAAAUUGUCUUUUGCCCCGAACCUAAAGUCAACAAACUGCUUAAAAUUGCAGGCAAAAUGCACAAUCAUGUUUUGUUAGCUGCUGUCGUUGAAGACAGAUUCUUGAGUGUUAACCAACUGAAAGCUUUGAGUCAGUUAAAGGAUAUCACCACUGCGAGAGCACAGUUGGUAUCAAUGCUCAACACAGUUCAGUCCCAGCUGGUGGCUGGCCUGACGUACCAUCAGACCAAUCUGGUGGCAGGGUUGCAACAAUACGCUGAUUCUGAGAAGAAGGAAGAUUCAGCCGCAGACAGCUCGACGCCAGAAAAAACCGAUAAAAGUCCCGAGGCCCCAGAACAGUCAGACACUGACAAGAUAUAGUUGUUGCAUAUUUCAACAUAGUAUAAGUGGUUUUAUUAAAAAGCCUUUUUACACCCAAACACAUUGAAUUGAAACACAUACAAACACAUUUCCACUUAAAGGUGAGGUAUGUUUAAUAAAACCACAGUUACUAAAAAUUCUAUCUAUUUGCAUUGUAAAUACUAUUUGUUAAUAAAAAACAAACCAAAGCUA
This is a messenger RNA of Macrosteles quadrilineatus (aster leafhopper), 1219 nucleotides long. RefSeq names its product 39S ribosomal protein L10, mitochondrial (gene mRpL10). The record is from RefSeq and is a predicted model, not a curated record. Gene Ontology annotation, cellular component: mitochondrial large ribosomal subunit. The transcript has 5 exons. Lineage: Eukaryota; Metazoa; Arthropoda; Insecta; Hemiptera; Cicadellidae. Gene Ontology annotation, molecular function: structural constituent of ribosome. Gene Ontology annotation, biological process: translation. Bases 194 to 1027 code for a protein of 277 amino acids.